Molecule: messenger RNA, 5259 nt
Organism: Pocillopora meandrina
Lineage: Eukaryota; Metazoa; Cnidaria; Anthozoa; Scleractinia; Pocilloporidae
Source: the annotation of a GenBank genome assembly
CUACCAGGGGUACACAUAUCACUAGUGAUAUGUGUGCGGGGGUACACAUAUCACGGGGGUACACAUAUCACUGUGACACCGGGUCUUCAGUCAAAUAUCUCCAUUUUGGACAGCGAAGUAGUUUCUGAUGAUCCCAAACUCUAAUCCUGUUGUUCAGGCUCUUUUAGGGACGUUGUUUACAUGGGGAGUAACAGCUCUUGGAUCUGCUCUCGUCUUCGUUUUUAACAGCGGACAGGUAGGAUAAGGUUUCUGUGUCCCUCUACAUGGCUCGAAGCUGUAACUUUCAGCUGAUCUUUCGCAUUUAUGUCAAUCGCGAGCUUAAUGAUAAAUUUAUUUUUACUAUUUCAGAGAAAGGUUCUCGAUGCUAGCCUGGGAUUUGCCGCGGGGGUAAGAUAGAGAUUGUGAAACUACGAUAUUUUAACCAUAAUCGUUUUAAAUGACGUGUUUAUCUUAGAUAAACAUCAGAACACGUAAACAGAUCUCCCAAAUUUUAAAAUUAAACAUAUCUCAGCCCUGUUAAAUUCUUCUGAUAUUAGAAAUGAUAUUAUGAUAUGAGUACAUUUAUUUUGUUUUGAGUCAUUAGUCUUGGCCAUUGGUUAGAUAAUAAUUGUUAUAAUUUCUUUCCAAUCAUAUCUUUUGGUACAUCUAAGCACACCCAUAAAUUGCAGAGGUUAAUCAGAUUUUAAGAACUUAUGAUGUGACAGUGAAAUCGUAGUCACAUUCAAUAGUUAUUUCCAGGGCUCAACGUUUUGAGUUUCACUGCAACCUUCAUUUUGGCUAUCCCAAGUUUAUGUAUUUUGUGCAUGAUAUCUCUAAUAUCUUUGAUUGUUUCAAUGUAGGUCAUGCUGGCAGCUUCAUAUUGGUCCUUAUUAGCCCCAGCCAUAGAAAUGGCAGAAACUUCAGGAAGUUAUGGAGAAGGUGGCAAGUUUGCCUUUGUUCCAGCAUCUAUAGGGUUCAUUCUUGGAGCAGUAUUUGUAUAUGGGGCAGACAAGCUUAUGCCACUUCUGGUAAUUAUAUCGCAGUAAAUAGAUACUUGUAUUUUAUUGAUUUAGUUGUGAACACAACUCUAUUUUAGCAUCAUUCUCCUGUUUGCAUCAAUUUUUAAUUUGCCAUAAUUUUCUUUUUCUAAGGGUGUGGAAUCAUCUAAUUUUGCUGAGGCCCUAACUGGUGAUUUUCAGAAUGGUAAUGCAUGCAAAGAGAAGGAAUCAAAGGAUAACAUCCAUCACACAGAAAUCUCCAUCCACAACUUGUCACACAACAGAGAUACAUCACAGCUUACACAAAGAAAGAAGGACUAUUUACAUGAUUCUAGUAAUAAAGACAUUGAUCAUGAAGGACAGAUAUCAAAAGAGCAAAAAGCCAGCUGGAGGAGAAUUUUAUUAUUGAUCAUAGCAAUUACUGUUCAUAAUAUUCCAGGUAACAUUUUGAAGAGAACACCCAAUAAUAUAAUUAUAACAUAGAGAAUUGAUGGCCAAGGAGGAAAAUCCAGGCAUGCAACUCCAUAACACAGGAUUUUAGUUACCUUUUGGACAGAAAAUUACAAGUAUGUAAUGUUUUUUGAUCUAGUGGUACGUGUUGCCUUCUCUCAAGGGUAGUCACUUCUGAAAAACUGCAAAAAGUGACAUUUCUUGACAUCACUACAGUACAAUCAAUUUUUAACAUUGUAAAUAUGGCAGACAAACUUUCAUCAUGACACUAUUUUCAACUGAAAAGGAUGAUGAUUAUUCUUAGGGCAGCUCUAGAGGUGGUCAAAAAGUUUCUUUUAAAUGUUGAAAUUAUACUCUUUUGCAGAGGGUCUGGCUGUUGGAGUAGGGUUUGGUGCCAUAGGAAAAACAGCUGCUGCAACCUUUGAAAAUGCAAGGUACAUAAAGAUUUUAAUUAAACUUUAUUAUUCAAAAUGUAAGUCAAUAAGAGGUUCCUCUUAAAUUUUCUUCUUUUGGGAACUCAACUAUGUGUCUGUUGCAUACUAUAUCCAGGAAUUUAGCAAUAGGCAUUGGAAUUCAGAACUUUCCAGAAGGACUUGCUGUUAGUCUCCCACUUCGAGGGGCAGGAUUUUCCUCAUGGAAGAGCUUUUGGUAAGUGUAUGUUUCUGAUUAUCAUCAAUUUCUAGCAUGACUUUAGGUACAACUUAAAAGUCUGAACAUUUAUCGUGGCUGGCUUAAACCUUUAACUCUUGCAAGUGAAUAACACAUGUUAUAUGUAAUUUCUUUUUCUUCUAAGCCUAUUAGCUAGAGGGAGCCAACUUGAACUGAAACCAAAUAAUCUGUGGUCUAAUUUACAUGGAAAUGUAUUCCAGUCAGUGGGGAGAAUUGUUGAUUACAAAAUCUCUUCCAAAUCACAUUUUCAUUAUUCCAAUGCCUACAGCAGGCACUCAUGUUAAUAACUUAAACAAUAAUUGUCUCUAAUUUCUGUAGCUAAGCAUGUUUACAUUUGACUAUUGAACUUUCCUCACCUGCUUUGCUUUGUCAUAAAAUAACAUUCAUUUAAUAUUUUAUUUGAGGUAUGGUCAGCUAAGUGGAAUGGUAGAACCAUUAGCUGGACUUUUUGGUGCUCUUGCAGUAGUGGUGAGUACUGGUGCCAUUUUUCAAGAAACUAUCAGUAUGUAUCCAGCUAUAUUUGGGUUGUUUUGCUGACACAGAAAAGUUUCUUUCAGUGAGAGAAUAGCUCAAAAUAGAUAGUUUGCAAUGGUGAACAACCCCCAAAACAAUAAACUAAAAUACAACAGGUUGAUUUAUGAACAGCAAGACAGAGCUACAUGAAAUAAUCUGAGGAACAGGCAAUAGCAAAUGUUGCUUGCAAACCUAAAAACGGAGCAGCUAUGGGAAGCCAUGUUUCCACAGUUAUAGCUAACAUCUACAUGGAAAAGUUUGAGGAACAGGCAGACGGGGGAAAUCAAAAUGUCGCGAUCAGUAUCAAAAGUGACUCUGUCAUGAGACAAAUGAACAAAGUUCAUUUCCUUAUAAACUAGGAGUUUAAAAGAUGGCAUUGAAGGGAGACAGAGAUUUAAACUAGCAAACCUAGAAUAUUUUUCCACCAAAUUUUUCAAAAUGUCCAAACUAGUAACAAAUUUGGUUCAGGCCUUGUUCUUUUGUGUCAACAUUAUCUACAUCAUGUGCAAUGCUACUUAAUAUAUGGUUUGCAGUUAUUGACAGUGCUUUGCUUACAUGAAGCUAAAAUAUUGCUCUCAUUUAUGUGUAACAGUGUGACUUAUUUAUUAUACUCUAGGUUGCUGAGCCCUUGUUGCCAUAUGCUUUGGCAUUUGCGGCUGGUGCAAUGGUGUAUGUUGUAGUUGAUGAUAUCAUACCAGAGGCCCAGACAAGGUUUGACAAGAGUGGUUCUUUAUAUCUUAUGUGAUACUGAAAAGUUUUUAAUUUCCACAAGUACCAGUUCUUUUUGCCUAGAAUAUAUUUCUCACUCUAAAAAUUGGAAAGUUUGUAGUCAGCUCCAUACUUUAAUUUGCAACUGAUUGAAGUUUUGUAGGUUUAUGUAUUAACUAAACACUGUAUGAGAGAAUUUUCUUUAAAAGACUUGUAGAAAUACAAGGCUUACUGUAAUUUGAAAAAUGAAACGAAAUGAAAGGUAAUGAAAUGAAAAUCGGUAAUUUGCAAAAUGGAAAAUACUAAUGAUUUGCAAAAUAGAAAUUGUAAAUUACAGAUUUUCAUUUUGUUUCUUUCCUUUCGCUUCAUUUCGUUUUGCAAAUGACAGGAAGUCAAAUACAACAUAACUGUAGCAUGAUGCAAUAGGUAAACUGCCAGAGAGAUGGUGACACCAUUCAUAAAUCAUUUAAAAAGAAAGGUUUAAUUAAUAAUUUUUUACUUUUUUUUGCAGUGGUAAUGGACGGUUAGCUUCAUGUACAACUAUUGUUGGUUUUGUAGUAAUGAUGUCUCUAGAUGUUGGGCUUGGAUAAGAAUAUUACUUGUGAAACCUUCCGUAAUAAAAUUAAUGUAUUUUAUUAGUUAACAAUCAUGACCAUAGAGUAGGCAUUUGGAACUGCAGAAUGCUUCCUUAAUUUAGUUAAAGUGUUUUGUAGUUUAGAAAAACAAAACAAAACAAACAAAAAACAAAAAAAUAGAGAAAAUAAUCAUCAGUGAUCAAGUGUUUAUCAAGAAUUUAUUUUUCACAUCCAUGUUUAUCUUAAUAGUCCCUACACAGAAUAAAGAGCUCCAAUCUAAGACAGUCAUUUGUGCAAAAGACUUAAAAGAGACAUCACAUCAAACUUGCAUCCAAGUGAUUUUUUGCAUAUAUUAAGUGUGAUAAAAGGCUUUUUUUAUUCCAUCACCUGAUAAGUGGCAGGAUAUUUUGCAGUUUCAUUUUGUUGUACUGGUGGUGCAGCAUACUUUGCCAAACAAAUGCAUCAAACUACAAUUUUGAGUGACUUGGAGUCUCAGCUCUCUAUUGAAAGAAAUACAGUCAAUUAAAUCACACCAACUUUUUACAAACAAAAAUUUUUGAUAAACAGUUAGUCGUACAUGUUGGAUGGAUAGUUUAUAAGAUGGGUUGUAAUGUUCUAUACAUUUUCUAGCUUGGGAAUAACAAAUUUGUGAAUGUUAAAGGUGGCUGCAAUUUCCAAAAGGCCAUUUUACAGUUGUGUUCUUAGUUGCCAAGCCUUUGAUUUGGAAUGAGGCUGAAGGUGACCUUGUUGUGAUGGAGACAAGUAUCUAGUUGGCAUGGUAACAAAGUAAUAGACCAUUUUUAAUAUGUUAAAAUUCUGACAUGGCUCUGAGGUAAGGGGGAAUGAAACAUAAGAAAUAAAUUAUUUGUCUCUCAACCUCGAUGUGAUUUCUUGGAAAUUACAAACUUGUGAAUGUUAAAGAUUGCUGCAGUUUCUAAAGGCCAUUUUACAGUUGUGUACUUAGUUAACAAGCCUUUGCUUUAGAGUGAGGGUGAAGGUAACCUUGCUUGGGGGUGCAUAAUAUUUCUCAAAGCCAAGUUUUUAUUUUAAUAAAUUGAAAAUGGCCUAUUUACAUUUAAAAAGCAGCAUUGUUUGUAUUAGAACAAGGUCACCCUUUGCCUCACUCCUGUUCAAAGGGUUGGCAACCAAGGGUGCAACUUGAAAAUGGACAGCUAAAAACAUAGCCAAGACAUGUAGUGUUGUCACUCAAAAAAAAAAGGUUAAUGUGUAUGUACAUCUCUGUGGAUUUCCAGUCGGCUUUCUUAUUUCCAUUUUCAGUUCAAAGAGAAAAAAAAAAGUUGUUGAGAACUCUUUUUUGUGAUCUUUUUUGUCAUAUCAUUGGAUCUACUUUCCUCUGAGGUCGAGAU